Ictalurus furcatus (blue catfish) is the source of this 1568-nucleotide messenger RNA. RefSeq lists its product as uncharacterized. Lineage: Eukaryota; Metazoa; Chordata; Actinopteri; Siluriformes; Ictaluridae. The transcript is spliced from 2 exons. The coding region runs from base 197 to 1336 and encodes 379 amino acids. The record is from RefSeq and is a predicted model, not a curated record.
CUAAAUACUUGCAAAUAACAUAGAAACACAAAGUCGAUGUUUUGCAAUGACCAUCUCAGUAACUGUACGUCUACAAAGUGACCUAUAUAAACUAUCCCAAUAAACUAGCCAAUGGCCAAAUGGAGGUGUGCCUAAUAAACUGGCAGCUCAGUGUAUAACACAUGAUUGUAUUAAAUCUUUGUCUAGAUUUGAAACAAUGAAGAUCAGGCACCUUACGAGGCUGCUUCUGUUUUGGAGUACACUUUAUCUUCAAACACCUGAGACAAACUCCAAAGCGAGUCCUGAGUUUCUGGAGAAAAAAAGGAGCACAUUACAAAUCAAGCCUAAAAUCACAGUCAGUGUCAUUCUGGGAAAUGCUACAGAGCUACAAUGUAGGAAUGAGAAUAGCGAAGCACUGGUUAUAUGGUGGCAGACCCCAUUUGGAUCAUUUGGAGAUAGACACAAGUUUAGCAAUAAGGACCCAAUAGAGAUGAGUAAUGGGAAUUUGAGGAUCUCAAAGGCUACAUUAAGUCACACUGGACUCUACAGUUGCCACCUUGUGGACAGUAGAGGCACAGCAGCCAUUCCAUAUAGAGUAAAUGUAUUGAGCGAAAACACACACAAGACAAGAACGAGGAUAAGAACAGCCAGAGAGGGCGAGACGUCCACCAUCCGUUACUCAGAUGCUCACUUUGCAGCAGCUGUGUCAUCAUCAGUGUUGGUCACCUUUAUAGGGGCGUUUACACUCGGUGCAUUCAGUCAACCCUACGUCAUUAAGUGUCUACAAAGAACAAGGGCCAGGAUGUGUCCUAACAAAAGUAGCCACCGAGAGACAACGAGACUCGCUAGUCAUAGACUCAGGGCUGUGUUUUUCCACAGAAACCCAAAAUCUGAAGAAGACACUGUAGAGUUUGCGCCAGAGACCUCAGCGCCCAUUAAGACUCCCUCUACCAUCAAGACAAACCAAGAGAACCAAGAUGGAGCUUGUCUGGAGGGUGACUCAAUAAGCAGCGAUGCUGAAAAUGGCAUAAACUGCACAUCAAAUGGAGUAGCUGGUGAUGAAUCAGAUCAACCCAAAGACCAAGAAGGAGAGGAACAGAACGCUGGACCUGGAUCAGAGACGAUUGCGUGCAAACAGCCCAAACGAGUCAGUAGAGUUAUUAAAGUAUACAACUAUGAUGAAGAUGGAAACCAGUACAGCCACAUAAAGGAACCUGAGGAUAUUCCUACACCCAGACAGAGAGUAAUGUCACUCACUCGACUCCAAAGCAUCAUGAAUGAGGUGGAAUCACCGGAUUUCUCCAGCAGCAGAGACUCAACCGAACCAGAUGAAGCUCUCAGCAUGAAAGACAUUUAAACACCCUAUUUGGACAAUUUUAAAAGUAAUAUAUAUAUAUAUAUAUUAAUCUCAUUUCUACAAUUUUCCACCAAUCACAAAUAUGUAGAUACAGGGUUUGCUUUAGAACACUGGAACUAAGGUUAAUGUGGUUAACAAACAAUGGCAGUCUAUCUCAUCCAACAUUUCCCCCCUAAAUACAUGCUGAAAUCUUCCUGUCCUUGCUUCUGUUUAAUGGGCUGCAGACCACAUU